Messenger RNA from Gymnodraco acuticeps, 4377 nucleotides. Its product is annotated as membrane primary amine oxidase-like. The transcript has 5 exons. Bases 1905 to 4181 code for a protein of 758 amino acids. Gene Ontology annotation, molecular function: primary methylamine oxidase activity; quinone binding; copper ion binding. Gene Ontology annotation, cellular component: plasma membrane. Gene Ontology annotation, biological process: amine metabolic process. NCBI's taxonomy places the organism in Eukaryota, Metazoa, Chordata, Actinopteri, Perciformes, Bathydraconidae. The record is from RefSeq and is a predicted model, not a curated record.
ACUUUACAUUUUUAGCUUUUUAGCUAUUUUAUUGGACUUUUUUAAAAUGUAAUUUCUUAUAUUUAUAUACAUUUUUGUUUUCUUUUUUAUUAGAUCUUUUAUUGGAAUUUUUACUUUAACUAGCUUUGUUAAUAUAAAUAUAUAUAUCAGGGCUCGAUGUUAUAAAUUGAUUAUUUAAACACUUAAAAAAAACUAAAUAGUAACCCAUGAAUUCACAUUAUUUUCCUGUGGUUCUGGUAUUUUGUCGAGGAGUUUCAAUAAAUUGUUUCAGUUAUUACCGCUGUUAUCAUUUAGUACACCUACACUGGGAAAAAGCACUGUUAAAUCAACUCAAAUAAUUAAAAGGUGUUUAAACUUAAAAAAGCCAAAGCCACCUUAAGGUCUUUUCCAGUUCAAUUUGUAAUGUGUGUGUGUGUGGUGAACCUAGGGUUUUUUGUGUGAAUUGAGGGUCCCAGGGGCCAGGGCAGUUGCAUGCUUUGCUCUCCAGGUAAAACAGCCUUGAAUGCUGCGCCGGCGGGAAAUGAACUGCAUGGAGUAGCUUCUAUUAACAUACUUACGUCCUCUGUGUGUUUAAAACUGGUAUCAUAGUUGGUCAAAUAUCAGCGAUCCUUAGCCUGAGCCUCACCCGUCACCUAUGUUUGAAGCUAACAUCAUUUUCGUGACACACUUUUGUUCUUUGGUUAGUGUCAUUUUUUUGAGAAUCAUUAUUUUUCAUAAUAAAAUCAUUAUGAUUAGUAGAUUCUGGGAGUCUAAUGUCUAUGUCCUUGAGCUUUCAUAAUGGAUAUUAGCACAAAGGUCAAUUAGUCUAUUCAUCUUUUGAAGUUUGGUAUGGUGUACAGGUUUCUUCAACAGCAAUGAUAUUGUAAAACUUUAUGAUUGGCUUAUCUAAUCUACAUUAAAUAAUGUUUGUUCACAUCAUGGUGUCACAGCAGUCACAGUGAAAGCCUUUCAGUAUUGAUCUGACCUUGGUUGUAAAUUCAUUAAACAUUAGCUUUAUAGCUGAGAUCAACUGUUUCCUCUGCAUGAAAAGUGAAGAGCCAGCUCAACCUAUUGUUUCUGAUAGUCAUGUGAAUGUACUGUAUCAGUAAAUGUUGGUCACUUUAUUUAUUUAUCCUAUUUGGGCUAUCAUUAAACACAAAAACUGCUGAGGUUGGUGGAAACAUCCUUAGUUGGCGUAUUUGGUCAUAAACAAAAUAAUUGCACAUAUUGAAAUGUUUAACUCACAGUGACGAUGCAAAGGAACCAAUUGUUGUGCCAGCCCAUAAAUUAGAUGCAGGGUUAUUAGUUUGGAUAACAAAACCAUUUUUGAGCUGAUGAUGGCUCAAGAUGAAUAGUCAGCGGGUCAAUACAAGUUGUUAGGAUUUAGACCUGUUAAAACUUAAAGUAAAUCCGUCCUAUCUUAAACAAAGGCAAAAUGGCCCAAAGAAUAUUUAGAUAGAAAAUGCUACGCCCAUGCAGCUGGUCCCCUUUAUUUGUCUGCUCCUGCCCUUGACACAUCCUUAAAUUCGCCACUGUCCAUGGUUAAUGCGUUAUCUUAUCAAAGGUUCCAUUGCUCUUAUCAAAAGAAACACUUCUCAGGUUGCACCUUUCACGACACCCAAGGACACCGUACAAUUUGUUAAAUAUUCAUAACAUGAUAAAAACACAAACAUACCAUCAUGGAGAAGACAAUUAAAGUGGACACAAAUGACAGGGACAGGUUAUUCAGGGGAAACAGAUGAUAGGGAGCGCUACAGUGAGUAGGCUGAUCUGAACAGGUGUGUUUUGAGGAGGAUCUUGAAUGUGGUGAUUGUGUGAAAAAUAAAACCAUAAAACCAUAAAUCCACUGGCCACCCCUUUACAUAGGCUGCUUAAAAGCAACCAUUUCCUCUCCUUGACUCAAACUGUUCUACAGCUGUAGAGAAAUGGUCUCUAAAACUAUUUCCAAUGUUCUAAAAGGCAUUCUGGUUCUUGUAGUUGUUGCCUCAUUGAUAGGUAACUGUGUCUUGAUAUGGCUCAACACCCGAAGGACUCCGAAGUGCCCUGCCCGACAGGUAAACCUAGGACAACCUGUGAUGCACGAUGAGCGUAGCGCCGUCUUCGCUGACCUCUCAGUGGAAGAGUUUCAUCAGGUGAGUGACUACAUGACCAAGAUCCCAGGGAUGAGCAUCUCAACUGACCCAUUGUCGCCUCCUUCAGUUGACUACCUCUACAUGAUCGAUCUCUCCCUGCCUAAAAAGCUGGAUGUUUUAAACCAUCUGGAUACUAACGGCCCAAAACCGGCAAGAGAGGCAACCGCUGUGGUUUUUCAUGGCAUGAACAACAACAUAAGUGAAUAUGUGGUGGGCCCGCUCCCCAACCCAACCUACCACUACGAUGUCACCUUGGAAAGAUAUGGAAGGGAGAUCCCUUUGACUGCUCGCCCGGUAAAUGCUGGGGAACACAUUCUGAUAAUAAAGUUUCUGCAACAUGUACUUAAACCAAUCAGUACUCUACUGUUAGACAGUUUUGGUAUAGACGCAUCUGCAAACCCUGCUUACUACCAAAACAUGCCCAGUGGAGUCAAGUCCGGUGACAGACAGACCUGGUUUUCCCUUUGUCGAAAUGAAGAGGGCUUCUUCAUCCACCCUGUAGGUUUUGAGAUAUUGUGCAACCACAAAAGCACUGAUAACAUGUCCUGGCUUGUGAUUAAGGUGCUUUAUAAUGGUCAGUACUUCGACAGCAUAUUGGAUCUGAAGAAGCAAUACGAGGCAGGAACUGUUCCUAAAAUCAGCUACAAAGCUGUGCCGAAUUACGCCUCGCUCAAACCCAGGAUCAAGCCCACGGGCGUUGGGCCCCAGCAGUUUUACGCCCAAGGAGAGCGAUUCAGUAUUAAGAAUAACCACAUCGUAUACCUUGACUGGAGCUUUGCCUUUGGUCUGAGCCCUCUACGAGGCAUGAGAGUUUUUGAUGUUCGUUUUAGAGGAGAGAGGAUCAUCUAUGAGCUAAGCGUUCAGGAGGCCAUGUCAGUUUAUGGGUCUGUCACCCCAAAUCUCAUGCUCACCAAGUACCUCGACGGCAGCUUGGGUAUUGGUCGGUGUGCCUAUGAGUUGGUCAGGGGGGUCGACUGCCCUUAUUCAGCCACCUUCAUAGACACAUUCCACUUGUUGGACACUGGUGUACCACGAAGACUCAGAAAUUCAAUCUGCGUCUUUGAGCAUGACAUGGGCCGUCCUCUGCGGAGGCACUUCUCUGAGAUUGUCUUCAACAGUUACGGAGGGCUGGCAAAUAGCGCGUUAGUGUUCAGGACCAUCACAGCUAUCGGAAACUAUGACUACAUGUGGGACUUCAUCUUCUACCAGAGCGGGUCAGUGGAGGCCAAGGUCCACGCCACCGGCUACAUCGCCUCUUCAUUCGCGUUGAAGGACAACUUUCCGUUUGGUCACCAAGUGGCCGAAAAUGUCACAGGAAAUAUCCACACCCAUUUUAUCAACUUCAAAGUGGACGUUGAUGUUUUAGGAGUGGAGAAUGUAUUCCAGACCAAGGACAUGGAGUUUGUGAAUGUCUCAAUGCCCUGGAUGCCUGAACGCUAUACCAUGAUCCCUAAGGUGGUGGAGAAGCAGCUUCAAACAGAGCAGGAGGCAGCUCUGCGUCAGGACACCAAGACUCCACGCUACCUCCACAUCGCCAGUAACAAGACCAACCGCUGGGGCCAACAGCGCUCCUACAGGCUGCAGGUGUUCAGUUACACAGGGGACCAUCUCCCCGAGAGCCAGGCCGAGGAGAGGGCCAUGUCCUGGGCCAGGUAUAAGGUGGCCAUCACAAAGCAGAAGGACUCGGAGCAGAGCUGCGGCAGUCUGUACAACCAGCAUGACAUCUGGAAUCCAGCUGUGGACUUCAGCAAGUACAUUGAAGACAACGAAAGCAUCGAAAACCAGGACCUAGUUGCCUGGGUGACCACCGGCUUCCUUCACAUCCCUCACGCCGAGGACAUCCCCAACACGGUAACCGUAGGCAACGGGGGCGGGGUCCUGCUGCGGCCCCACAACUACUUUGACGAGGACCCGUCCAUCCACUCUGCUGACUCGGUGUACCUGGCCCCGGGCAGCGAGGACAGCUGUGACAGCAACAGGAUGGCCUGCCUUGCUCAAGAGACCUGCAGCCCCGUCCUGGAACCCUUCACCUACCACGGCUUUAAAGUAGAGACGAGAGGGAAGAAUUAACAUGUGAUUCUUCCUUUGUUUUGGUGCUGUCUCUUUGAUCAUCAUUUUGUUUUUGGAAAAUUACGUCAUAAUAAUGUUGAUUAAUACAUUUGUAAUUAUAUUUCAACAUACACUUAAGUAAGGAUGAUGAUGGUGUAUAUAUGUGUGUGGCUCUAUGGAUUACAAUGACAGGUUGUAAAUAGAGUGGUGCAGUGAG